AUCUAAUAAAAUACCCCACCCUAAACCCACGCAGGAGCCAGCGCAGCCGGAGCAGCAAACCGCCCCCUCCUCCCCGCGCCCGCCGCUUCGCCCCCAUGGAGCCGGUGCCGCCGGCGACGGCCGCCGGCAUGGGGGGCCCUGGCCCCGGGCCCGGGUACCCCGAGUCCACGGAGUCCUCCCCACGCAGCCGCGGCGGGGACUCGUGGGACGAGCCCUUCCCGUCCUCCGCGGCGGCCGCGGCCGGCGGCGGGGGCCGGCUCCGCCUGAUGUGCAGCUUCGGGGGCCGGAUCGUCCCGCGCCCGACGGACAAGUCCCUCUGCUACCUGGGCGGGGAGACCCGGAUCGUGGCCGUCGACCGCCACGCCUCGCUCGCCGACGUCCACGCGCGCCUCUCGCGGUCGCUGCUCGGGGGCCGGCCCUUCACGCUCAAGUACCAGCUCCCCAACGAGGACCUCGACUCGCUCAUCUCCGUCUCCACCGACGAGGACCUCGACAACCUCGUCGACGAGUACGACCGCAUCGCCGCCUCCUCCUCCGGCGGCGGAUCCUCGCGCACCUCGCGGAUCCGGGUCUUCCUCUUCCCCGCCAAGCCCGAGUCCUCCUCCUCCCUCGGCUCCCUCCUCGACGACUCCUCCAAGUCCGAGAACUGGUUCGUCGACGCCCUCAACAGCGCCAUCUCCGGCUCCCUCGACGGCAUCCCCCGGGGGAUCUCCACCGACUCCGCCUCCGUCAACUGCCUCCUCGGCCUCGAGGACGACUCAUCCGUGCACUCCCGCAGCGGGGUGCCCAACUCGGCUCCCUCCGAGGACCAGCGCGCCACCCAGCAGAAGCUCCCGGCCGCCGCCGUCGCCGCCGGCAGGCACCCGCACGACGUCCAGUCCGUGCCGGACUCGCCGAUGCUGGAUAAGAACUCCUCGUUCGGCUCGACCUCCUCGGCGCCGUCGCUAUCGAAUCUGCCGCCUAUACGCGUGCGGCCGGAGGACCGCCCGCCGGACGCCCGCGUCAUGCCACCUGCUACCGUGGAGGACCACUUCGCGCAGAUGGGGAUCUCCGAGCAGCAGCUGCCGCCUGCUGUGGCCUACAUGCAGCCGCCAGCGCAGGUGCCGAUCCCUGCCAUGGCUGUUCCAGUUGCCAGCCCCUCUGAGGCGUCGAGCCGAGUGUUCUCCGACGAUGAUAAGUCCGAUCACGGUGGCGGAAGUCGGAAGCCACAACCUCCAAAGCAGGAGGUUCCACCCGUUGCUGAUCCCACCAAUAGAGCUGUCUACUACAACGAUAGGUCUCCACCAGCGGAACAUAAGCGAGAUAUGCCGGUGGGAACUGAAGCUGCCAGCUACCGCCUCCCAGUAUCAGCUCCGGAUGCUGCUGCCGCCGCUGCAGCUGCAGCAGCAACACAGCCCCCACCUGGAUAUGUCUUCCAGAUGCAUGCGCCUCCGCCACAGCAGCAGCCGCCACCACAACAACCACAGCAGCCAGCUCCACAACAGAUUGUUACUGCUGGAAAUCAGCAUUUCAUCCACAAUCCAGCCACUGGGACCUUCAUUCCAAUCCAGUCAUAUUACCACCAACCUGUUCCUCAGCAGGCACCCCAGCCUGUGCCGCGGCCACAACAGGCACCUGCAUUCGACCCGAACACUGGGAUCUAUUACAUUCCAAUGCAGCAGAAUGCACCUCAGCCAUAUAGCAUGCCUCCUAAUGCACAAGUCUCUUUGCCACCGCCGACCCUUGUUGACACAACGCCAAAGCCAACCAUUCCGAUUCCUCAGAUGGCUGUAAAGCCUGAAUUGCAGCAGCAACCUGGUGUCUACCGAACAGCAGCAGCUGCCGCACCUGCACCUGCGCCCAAUGCCACACCUAGAUAUGCCGGAGUGGGAUACCACCAUGUUAUUCAAUCCCACCACCACCCAGCCCAGCAACCCAUUGCAAACAUGACAGGCAACUAUGGGUAUGAAUACACUGAUCCGAAUCGCCCACAAGUCUACUACUCGCAAGCAGCAGCACCUCCAGCAUUGCCACCUCAGUAUCAGCCCAUUGUCUCUCCUGAUCCUGGUCAGGGUGAAAAACAUUAAGCUGAAGCGCCCUUCAUAGCUUGAGGAGGAUUGGUGAAUUCUGGUACGUUGCAAACUCUAGAGGCAUAGUUACCCUGCUGUUAUCAUUAUUGAUGCUCCUGCAUGUUACAUGAGUAUGUGGCAAGGUGUUGCUAUUAGGAAGCUGUGCGUUUGGGGUCAAACCAAGUAUGCAUCCAACCAUGGACUGAAAAUAAGAUUAUAACCGGAUGGUUCUUGUGUUGGUGAGACUGAAAGAAGGGUGACAUUGCUGGAUUAGAUUGGGGAGAGCCAAGUGUUGUUGGAUCCAGUUCCAAUUGCUGUCUUUUUCUUCUUCUUAAUUUGAAUAAAUAUAUAGUGUCCAAAAGAACUUGGUAAAAAUGAAGAACUCAUCAUUUGUGUAGCCCUCUGUAAAUUUGAACUCUUGGAAGUCAUUCAGGUUGAGGUGCAGAUAAGUGUUAUUAGUUUGCUUGUAGAAACUUCAUUCGAGUUAAAAUAUCAUAUGUAUACAUCGGUCCGGUUUUGUACUUUGAUGUUGAUGUUGAUAUGUUUCUUAUCGUUUAAUACAUUGACCCUGAUUCUCUUGCAA
Panicum virgatum (switchgrass) is the source of this 2631-nucleotide messenger RNA. Its product is annotated as leucine-rich repeat extensin-like protein 2. The transcript has 2 exons. Bases 96 to 2066 code for a protein of 656 amino acids. Gene Ontology annotation, molecular function: protein binding. The record is from RefSeq and is a predicted model, not a curated record. NCBI's taxonomy places the organism in Eukaryota, Viridiplantae, Streptophyta, Magnoliopsida, Poales, Poaceae.